AAAAAAGGAAGGUACUAGGAUAAAAGAGAUCUUAAGACAAGUGGUAAGAGGUUCUGGAGAGUUCCAUUCCCUCUCUAACGUAUGUUGGAGAGAUAGAGGAAAACAAAAAAUUCUUCUCUCCCAACUUCUUCUUUGAUCAUCUACGAUCUUCAGUGUUCCUGCGUCUUAAGAACGUAGUUUCGAGUCCAUUGAACCCACUUUAGUACCAGUAUUGGCAUGGCGUCGAACAGUAACGAGAAAGGGAACGAUGAUCUGUAUGCUGUUAUGGGUUUGAAGAAGGAAUGUACCACCACGGAGCUCCGUUCUGCUUACAAGAAGCUCGCUCUUAGAUGGCAUCCAGAUCGUUGUUCGUCGAUGGGGGAUUCGGAGUUUGUAGAUGAAUCAAAGAAGAAGUUUCAGGCUAUCCAAGAGGCCUACUCUGUUCUGUCUGACUCCAACAAGAGGUUCCUCUAUGACGUUGGAGCUUAUAAUAGUGAUGAUGAUGAUCAUGACCAAAACGGAAUGGGAGAUUUUUUGAACGAGAUGGCUACCAUGAUGAAUCAGUCAAAGCCUAGUGAGAAUAACACAGGGGACAGUUUUGAACAGUUGCAAGAUCUGUUUAAUGAGAUGUUUCAAGGAGACGCUUCAGCAUUCUCCUCAUCUUCAUCAUCAUGCAAUGCCUCAACUUUCACUUCCUCUUGUAGCUUUGUCUUCGACACUAAUGCUCAGCAGUCACCGUUUGAGCACAACUCGAUGGGGAUGAAUGAUCCUUUCGCGUUUGACCCCAGAGCUCACACCUUCUCUUUAGGGGUGGAACAUCAGCAGGAUUUCAAGAAGGGGAAGAACAAUGGUGGGAGGAGAAACAGGAGGAAGAACAAUGCUCAAUCAGCUACUCACGAAACGUCGUCGUCAAACAACUAUGGAGUCCCCACUUCAUAACUAUUGAGGACCAUCUUUUUGAUAACUUAUCUCCACAUUUGUCGACUAGUCACACACAAGAGGACUGGUUCUGGUCUUCUCAACAAGGAUGCAUCAAAAACUCCAAACGUUGUCGUUUGUAAAACUACCCUUGUAGUUCGUUCUCUCGGAGCUUUUUUCUCUCUCUCUCUCUCUACUUUGUUAUUGAAUUGUUGUCUCCUAAGCAAGAGUCUUUAACACCAUUGUUAUGUAAUACUUGUCCCAGAUUCUUAAUUAGUCAUUGGUUUUCUCAGCAUUUGAUUAUCUAUACAACAACUUUUUGUUUGGUA
Messenger RNA from Brassica rapa (field mustard), 1226 nucleotides. Its product is annotated as chaperone protein dnaJ 6. Lineage: Eukaryota; Viridiplantae; Streptophyta; Magnoliopsida; Brassicales; Brassicaceae. The record is from RefSeq and is a predicted model, not a curated record.